AUGUCUACUAGUGUGACGGAAGAUUACAGCAAGAUCAAAUCGUUUGCAAUUUUUCCACCUAUUGGUGUUGCACGUGUUGGCAAUUCCACAGAUUAUUAUGUCGGAGCAGAGAUUUCUGGAGUGUACGUUGGAGAGGGUGACACUUUCUUCAAAUUUAAGGAUGAAAAUAAUCGUGUAAGACCACAAGCUGCAAGGUUCAGGAUAUAUGGUUACGACGAAAGUGGUGUCGUGCGGGAGAUCAAGCUUACUGAUGAAAAUGAAAAUGUGAAAGUAAAAAUUGUCUGGACUGUUACACUCGCUAAUAAGAAAGCAGCACACACAAGAUUCUCCGGUAUCAAAAAGUAUAAAAUAGAUAACAUAAAAAGAAACCCUAGUCCUAUUAAUGACAAGGUAAAGUUAAUAGACAAUAGGCUGAGUAAAAUUUGCCCAAUUUUGCCAGGAACAUCUGAUUUGAGUUUCCGGGAUCCUCACCCAACCAAUUGGGACCUAAAUAUAAAAGAACAAAGCCCAAUAAAUUGUGACUAA
Messenger RNA from Entrophospora sp. SA101, 525 nucleotides. The record is from the annotation of a GenBank genome assembly. NCBI's taxonomy places the organism in Eukaryota, Fungi, Glomeromycota, Glomeromycetes, Entrophosporales, Entrophosporaceae.